UGAGCUGCGGCCCUCGCUUCCGUGUAAAGACUGUUAGCGUCGGACGCUGAACCUCGUGGCCUGCGCUGUGUCUUUUAGCCUCAACGUACAGCCGCCGCUGACGCCCAAUAAGCAGCUCUUCAAGGCACAUAUUGAAGAAGGACAGAAAGAUAUUCUCAGCUGAAAUUUCCUCUGGUGUGGAACACAAGGAAAAAUAUGUCUGCCGCGAUAAGAACGUACGGGUUACAUAGUUCUCAACCAAAUUUGACAGAAGAAAGUAAUGAGGAAGUUCAAGGAACGAUAUUCCGUAUGCAGUCCGUCGAGGAAAAAUCGCCACGAAGUAAAUCCGCUUCCAUUGACGGGAACUUCACGCAACCUGUUCAACCGCAGUCAGAGGAAUCUCCCUCUCCAGUUUCCUUCUUUCAACUGUUCCGCUUCUCGACCGCAUGGGAGCGCUGGCUGCUGGCCCUCGGAGUUUUGGCGGCGGCGGGCGCCGGCGCAGGCGCACCUCUCAGCAACCUGCUGUUUGGAGACCUGACGGGCGUC
Schistocerca serialis cubense is the source of this 525-nucleotide messenger RNA. Its product is annotated as bile salt export pump-like. The transcript is spliced from 5 exons. Gene Ontology annotation, cellular component: membrane. The record is from RefSeq and is a predicted model, not a curated record. Gene Ontology annotation, molecular function: ATP binding. The annotation marks the transcript as partial. NCBI's taxonomy places the organism in Eukaryota, Metazoa, Arthropoda, Insecta, Orthoptera, Acrididae.